CGCUAUCCUCUUCUGUUCUUAAAGAUACAUCAAAAGAUUUUCUUCAAUUACACACACUGCCGCUCUCUACUUCUUCUUCUUCUUCUGCUCAAGCCAAAAAUUCUUUCUUAACUCUUUACUUUCUUUGAAGAGAGAAUCUUAAGGUGAGACAUAUAAAAGGACAGUGAGGGUGUAUAGUAACACAAAACAGAACAACAAAAAAGAAAUGCAGAGUUUCAAGGCAGUUCCAGCUAACCCACAAAUGUACUACCACUCCAACUUCUUUCUUCGGGGAGAUGGAAGUGGGAGAGACCAGACACGUUUUUCGGAUCUUGGAGAGCUUGAACAAUCCGCUGCUGCUUUUCAUCACGAUGAUGCUGUUGAUUUAAGCCCAAACUCAAUCUUCAAUAUAAAACCGGUUAGUGUUGCUGUUGUUCCUAAUAGCCUACACUAUGGGACCUUGAACACGAGCAUUGGGUGUGUGGACACUGGGCAGCAAUUCGGUAUUGGUGCUGCUUUGGCAAACGGACAGCAUAUUGAGAACUGGGGUGACUCUGCCAUGGCUGCAGACACCAGCCAACAAACUGAAACUUCCACAGAUGUUGACACCGAUGAUAAAAACCAAUUUCAUGGAGUUCAGAAUGGAGCACUUGUGGCUGUAGAUUCCAUGGAACAAUCUAAGGGAAAAUCUGGUGACCAAAAGAUACUCAGAAGGCUGGCUCAGAAUAGGGAAGCUGCAAGGAAGAGCCGUUUGAGGAAGAAAGCAUAUGUCCAGCAGCUGGAGAAUAGUCGACAAAGGCUAACACAACUAGAGCAAGAGCUCCAACGAGCACGCCAGCAGGGUUUCUUUAUUGCACCUGGUAUUUCUGGGGAUCAUAGUCAUCCAAUGGCUGGAAAUGCUGCCCUAGUAUUUGAUAUGGACUAUGCACGCUGGCUUGAUGAACAUCAAAAGCUGAUCAAUGAUCUAAGAUCAGCUGUGAAUUCUCAUAUGGGUGAUAAUGACUUGCGCCUUCUUGUUGAUGGCGUAAUGGCGCAUUAUGAUGAAAUUUUCAGGCUGAAAAGCAUUGGUGCAAGGUCUGAUGUAUUUCACAUGCUUUCUGGCAUGUGGAAGACACCUGCCGAGAGGUGUUUCAUGUGGUUGGGAGGAUUCCGUUCAUCUGAACUUCUCAAGAUACUGGGGAACCACCUCGAACCUUUGACAGAUUCACAGCUGAUGGGCCUAUGUAAUUUGCAGCAAUCUUCCCAGCAGGCUGAAGAUGCCUUAUCACAAGGGAUGGAGGCUUUGCAACAAUCCCUUGUGGAGACACUUUCUUCAACCUCUUUGGGCCCUAAUGGUUCUGGCGAUGUUGCUGACUACAUGGGACAAAUGGCAAUUGCAAUGGGCAAGCUUGCGACGCUAGAAAAUUUCCUUCACCAAGCUGACCUUUUGAGGCAGCAAACACUGCAACAAAUGCAUCGAAUUUUGACCACUCGUCAAGCUGCUCGUGCUCUUCUGGUUAUCAGCGAUUACAUCUCACGUCUUCGGGCUCUAAGUUCAUUAUGGAACUCUAUAGAAGCUAUGGGACCAUCAAGAUGGAGAACAAUUAUGCGGAAUGGUCCUGGAGAGUCUAUUUCUGUAGCUGCUGUUCUGUUAUGCCAAUCAUAGAUAAGGUUCUGCUCUUGGCUUGUAAAAUAGUGCCUGAGCGGUGGUUCCCUUAAAUUUGUAAUUCAGGAAUGUCUUCCUAGGCAUGGAUGGAUAGUGAUGACCACGGUACAAUGUGAUAAUAUUCUUCUAAUAUAAGCUGAUGCUUGAAAGUUGAAAGCAUUUAACCGUAG
Molecule: messenger RNA, 1794 nt
Organism: Quercus lobata
Lineage: Eukaryota; Viridiplantae; Streptophyta; Magnoliopsida; Fagales; Fagaceae
Gene: PAN
Product: bZIP transcription factor family protein
Exons: 12
Coding region: 206-1624 (472 amino acids)
Biological process (GO): DNA-templated transcription; regulation of DNA-templated transcription
Molecular function (GO): DNA-binding transcription factor activity; sequence-specific DNA binding
Source: RefSeq, a predicted model, not a curated record